CGCGCCACGGGCCUUGUAGCCAUUUUAGGAGGAAACCCGGAUCGCUAGCCCCGGGCGCGGCUUCAAUUUCAAUAACUUUAUUGGUGGCCUUACCCGCAGAACAGCCAUCGCACUAGUGGCUAGGGGAGGAGGGAGAGCAUCGCGGGAGGUGGCCCCCGACUGGAGCUGCGGCCAUGGGAAACACCACCAGCGACCGGGUGGCUGGCGAGCGCCACGGCGCCAAGUCUUCACGCGCCGAAGGCGCCGGCGGCCAUGCGCCGGGCAAGGAACAUAAGAUCAUGGUGGGGAGUACGGACGACCCUAGCGUCUUCAGUUUGCCAGACUCCAAGCUCCCUGGGGACAAAGAGUUUGUAUCAUGGCAGCAGGAUUUGGAGGACUCCGUAAAGCCCACACAGCAGGCCCGGCCCACUGUUAUCCGCUGGUCUGAAGGAGGCAAGGAGGUCUUCAUCUCUGGGUCCUUCAACAAUUGGAGCACCAAGAUUCCACUGAUUAAGAGCCAUAAUGACUUUGUUGCCAUCUUAGACCUCCCUGAGGGAGAGCACCAGUACAAGUUCUUUGUGGAUGGACAGUGGGUUCAUGAUCCGUCAGAGCCUGUGGUUACCAGUCAGCUUGGCACGAUUAACAAUUUGAUCCAUGUCAAGAAAUCUGACUUUGAGGUGUUUGAUGCUUUAAAGCUAGAUUCAAUGGAAAGCUCGGAGACAUCUUGUCGAGACCUUUCCAGCUCUCCCCCUGGGCCUUAUGGUCAAGAAAUGUAUGUGUUUCGAUCUGAGGAGAGAUUCAAAUCCCCACCCAUCCUACCUCCUCACCUUCUUCAAGUUAUUCUUAACAAGGACACUAAUAUUUCUUGUGACCCAGCCUUGCUUCCUGAGCCCAAUCAUGUUAUGCUGAACCAUCUCUAUGCAUUAUCCAUUAAGAUAAAGAAACUAAGGCUCAGAGAAGGUCAUAAUGCCAGACAGUGUGAUGGUCCUUAGCGCAACCCAUCGCUACAAGAAGAAGUAUGUCACUACUCUGCUGUAUAAGCCCAUCUGAAGGCAUCCCUUCCUGCCUCCCAGGAUUUAAGAGAAGCAUCUCCCUUGCCUUUCUGGACUGGACCAGUCUUAACCUAAGACUGGAAGGCUAAUUUGCUUUGAGGCUGAUAUGUGUGUUUCAGAGUCUUUGAGUAGGAUGCUCUGCUUUUGCAUUUGAUUGCAGAUGGGAGCUUUAUGAGUUCAUGGAAUUUACUUUAAGAAAAAAAAUUGUAUAUAUGUGUGUGUGUGUGUGUGUGCAUACACACACACACACACACACAUACACAUACACAUAUACACAUAUGAGAGAAAGGUUAAUGGAAGCCUCCUAGCUAGAUGUGUUCUUUGCUUGUGGGGCCUCACCAAGACCAGUUUGAGGGAGCUGCAGGAAGAACCAUUACAGGAAGCUUUUUUCCUAAAAUGGAUGAAGAGCCAACUCUCAGGAUCCUUAUUGGGUAGAGAUUCUACCACUGCUACAUUGGCUCUCCAAGGGAUGGGCUUGUGCCAGACUUCUGCCCUACUUACAGUCGCCUCCCUGCAGGGGCAGCUUUUCUUGCAUGGGUUCUCUGUAUUCCUAGAGUAUGUGGCACAGUCUGUGCUUUUUAUGAUACCAGAUGCCCCACAAGAACCCUUUCUCUUCUCAUUUCACAUUCUUGCUUUGAUAACCUCCUUCAGUUCCUAUACCUGACCCAUCCCUAACACAAAACUCACUGGCAAGUGACCCUUUCAAAGGCUAUGUGGGACCUGACCCACUAACAAAGACUGGCACUGCCAGAAAGUCUCCUUUUCAGCCCAGCACAGGCCCAGGCCACUUUGUUACCACUAGUUUUCACUUCUACUAAAGAAAAUAGGUCUCAGCAUUAUAAGAAGGGCAGAGUGCAGAAGGUCUACUUUCUCGUUUGUGUUUAGUGCCACAGCUUAGGCUGUCUUGGCAUAUUCCCAUAGGUUUUCCCAGCUGGCCUGGCCCUGCUUCCGUAUUUUCUUUUGCAGAGCAGACAGCUUUGAAGGUAGGAGUGGAACCAGGGAAAACUUUAAUGUCCUUCUUCUUCGGGAGACUUUUAUGUACCUACAUUAUUCUUUAAUUAAAAAAUGCUUUUUCAUUGUUCUUAAGAGACUGAAUAGGAAAAUUUUAAGCUCUUGAUAAAUGGUUCCCAAGAUUUUCUUCAACAAGUAUUCUAGCCCUCUAUGGUCUUAUAUUAAUGUGGCCAACCCUGUGCACAUCACUACACUAAAUACUGUUCUAGAAACAAAUUCAGGUUCAUUGGGUGCACCUAAAAAGUUCCUUCAACUUAAAGACUCAGUAGGCCAAGAAGCAAGAAAAUAUCCCUGGGGUUCCUAACCAUGAAUAGUAUUGCUUCCCUGCACCAAGUACAAACAGGACCGUUUUGUUUCUCUCUUUUUUAAAAGUGUUCAGUGAAGAAGUGGGGUCAAUGAUUCUCAUUUGUGGGAAUGAAAAGGAGCUAUCCAGUCCACUCGUGGGGUUCAGAGAUAAAACAUAUUUUUCCAAGUAUCUGUGGCUCUUCCAUUAAGGAUAAAUGCAAGUCAAAACAUUCAACACUGAAGGAGGCCAAACUUGAUGCUUGAGAGACGCCUUGACUGUCAGGAUGUGCCCAGCCACACUGAAAGGGCACCCAUAGGUCAGUUUAGCUACCUCCUGUCUUUCCUGUUCAAAGCUGAUGACACAGUUGUCUUUGGGUAUGUAGACCUCAGAUCCUGGGAGUGAGGCAGUAGGGCAUUGGGGUGGUUUUGCUGGGAAUGCAAAUUGCUAAGUGCUUUGGUGGUUACUUGCUGAGAGUAAAUACUGCUUUAGCUACUCAAGGCCCCCUUCUGCAGCAAAAAGCUUUUGUGGGAAACCUUUUAUGGUCCCAACCACUUUCUGAGUGGUGUGUCACUUAAAAAAUCCAGGCCAAAUCCUAUUAUAACCAACUCUCAGGCUCUACAUUGUCUUCAGUUAUACUAUUGUUUUUUCCGGUACCCAUUAAAUAAGUGGGCCACAUAGGAGGAUUCAAAUUCUUGUUUGUUAUUGGAGGAUUUUGUUACACUACUAUUUCUUAUCAACAGUAUUGAAGUGUAAUUACCUAUAUGUUCGUGUAUUAAAAAUUUUACACAGAUGUAUCAGUAGAGUGGGGCAAGAAAAGAGAUUCCUUCAGUUUCUCAGGCCAGUGGCCUCUGUGGACUAGCUUUGGCUCCAGUGACACUAAGUUUGGUGCUGGUGGCCUUCAGAUCUUCCUAAUCUGGGUAUGUGCAGAAAGUGUCCGUUUCCUACGUUCUUAGGUAAUCCCAGCCAAAUGUGAACUGAGAGCGGACCGGCUGGUAUGGAAAAGGACAGGCACGGGGAACUGGGUGAUAGCUCCUUCAGCACCGUUCCUUCCCUGCACUGCUAAUACACCCCAUGGCCCUGAGAAGCCUAUCACACACAGGCUAUCCCCAAGAAGCUGUUCUAGAAGGGAGAGAGGGAAAGAGGAAGGUAGCCCAGCGUACAGCCCACUCAUUCUUUUAUGCUGGUUAAAGGGAUAGUUAUUUUCUGUAGAAGAGCUUGGCAGAUUUUGAAAAUGAAUAAAGGCAGAAAAAAAAACCCACUUUUAGCUUUUAAAAAAACAUGGCUGUUUUUGUUGUUUUUUGGGGGCUUUUGUUUUUUUUCGCUUCUAGGAGUUUCACAGAGUCAAAGUUAGAAAAGUUAGAAAGUCACUCUUUAGGAGUGCUAACCCUUCAAGAACUGCAUCAUGGUUUGGGGGUUGUGGGGAAAGGGAAGAGUGGCUGAGCUGAGGAGGAUACAAAUUAAAGGCUUAAGUAACUCAGAACUAAAAAUAGCCUUUUUGUUGUGGUUGUUAAUUAAAUGAGACAUAAUAUACUGGUAUCCUUUGGAUCUCAACGUACAGAACCUACUCUAUAAAACAUCCCUUUGUCUCUUGUUCCUUUUCUCUAUCCUUUCUUUUAUAUUCUACUUUACCUUCAUUUGUCAAGCUGACAUUACCAGAGCCUCGGGUCAAAUAUUACCUAAAACAAAUAUUAGUCAUCUUGCUGGUCUGGUCAUGGUGAUUAGCUUGCAUUAAGCUUUCGGUCACUGUAGGUAAAACCCCCUAUGAGCAUACCUGGCUUCAAGUGUGUUGGCUUUUUUUUUUUUUAAACAAUGCUAAUAUGGUAGAGAAACCCUGUAAAAGAAGAGUCCAAGAGAAGAUUCUGAGAGGAUCAUACAAACCCAGGCCUCCAAUUAUUUCUUGUCUCUUAUUGACCUAAUGGAUCUGAGAUAAAACCUUUUUUGCAAAGUGUCAGUAAUCGUGUAUGCUGCUAAAAUGAAGUUAAGUUUGGAAAGAAGUGUUACCUCCAGAGUGUGCUUAUAUUAAUCUGGGUAUAAAUGAAGGAGACAUACUAAUGAUAGAAUUCCCCUGCUUCUAAUUGGGGAAAUAGGGCUUUUAAAAUUUUGACCUCAACUAAAAAUGAUAUGCAAUAGUCUAUGUUAUAUGUGUUUGAAAAAUAUUCUAUUCUCAGAGAUUUCUGAGUCCUCAUGUUCUAGUGAUUUGGGGCAUAGGCUUACAAGCAGAUAUACAGUUUGUUCACAUGUUAUUCUGACUCAUCAAUAAAACCAAGUUCCUGCUGUCUUUUACCAGGGACUGCUAGCUCCAGUUACCCAUGGAAUAGAGCACCUGGGAGGGCUAGGGGUCAGGAAGACUCUGGAUCCUAGGCAUUUGUCUUUCCUUAAGCGCCCAUCACAGUGGAAGGUUGAAGGGCUAUUAUUUCUGCAGUGAACCCAAACUUCUGGAGUAAAAAGGCCAACUCUUUUUUAAACUAUAAGAAGAAAGAAAGAAAGAGAAGUCUCAAGAGUCUGUUACUUAUGAAAUCCAAUUCUUAGCAAUGGAAUCCCUCUAGAAUUCAUAUGUGGACUUUGUCUUGAUUUGCUUUUCUCUAUUGUGCUUUGAAGUGAUUAAGUUUCAUUAACAAUUAAAUUUUUUAUUAGUUCCAACAUUAGUUGAACUAAUUGCAUUGUAGCACAGUGCUUUCGCAGUAAGAUUGCUGUGAAAUGCCACUCUGUGGAUUUUGUAGUCAAGUUAAAUGGUCAAGGGAUACCUACCUACCAUAAGUAUUAUAUUAUGUAUUUGAUCAUCUUUUCUGUUCCCAUCCACAGAACGCUUACCUUACCUAGGCUGUGGUUUUAGAACAGCCAAAGCUCACUGAUGUCCAUUAGUCUUAAUCUCCACACUGGGCCCCAUAUGUGAGACUUGUUUGAAUUUUGAUAAAUUGAAGGAUGCUUGUUGUUAUUUCACUGAAGCAUUUUGAAUGAAUGCAGCUCUGUCAUAGAGGGGGAAUAAGACUAUAAUUUGGAAGAGAAUUAAAUAUGUGAGUCCUCCUUUAAAGGGUGCUUUUUGUAACCUUUAGUGCUGAGGUACGGGGCUGCUUUUUGGUAUUCCACAAGGGAUUGGCAUGCAAGAAUAGAUUUUAAAGUUUUUCCCCAAAUGUAAUUUGUCACUGGCCUUUGACAUGUCUGAAAAUUGUGAUGUUACAUAUACAGAAAUGUGAGGUUUUUCCCAUAAAACUGUUGAAUAAAAGUAUUAUACAGCAA
Messenger RNA from Zalophus californianus (California sea lion), 5565 nucleotides. It is a transcript of the gene PRKAB2, whose product is annotated as protein kinase AMP-activated non-catalytic subunit beta 2. The transcript is spliced from 9 exons. Gene Ontology annotation, biological process: signal transduction. The record is from RefSeq and is a predicted model, not a curated record. NCBI's taxonomy places the organism in Eukaryota, Metazoa, Chordata, Mammalia, Carnivora, Otariidae. Bases 174 to 971 code for a protein of 265 amino acids. Gene Ontology annotation, molecular function: protein kinase binding. Gene Ontology annotation, cellular component: cytoplasm; nucleotide-activated protein kinase complex; nucleus.